Arachis stenosperma is the source of this 825-nucleotide messenger RNA. RefSeq lists its product as uncharacterized. The record is from RefSeq and is a predicted model, not a curated record. The transcript has a single exon. NCBI's taxonomy places the organism in Eukaryota, Viridiplantae, Streptophyta, Magnoliopsida, Fabales, Fabaceae. The coding region runs from base 1 to 825 and encodes 274 amino acids.
AUGAGGAAUCUAGAAAGGCAGAUUGGCCAACUGUCCAAGCAAGCAGUAGCCAAAAGAGCACCUAAUGCAUUGCCAAGUGACACCAUUCCUAAUCCCAAAGAAGAAUGCAAAUCAAUCCAAUUAAGGAGUAGAAGAACCUUGGUGAAUGACAAGGAAACCAACAAUAAGCUAGCUAAGAAUGAUGAGGCCAACAGCAAGGAAGAAGUAACACUUAAGGAGAAGGACCAAGAAAAGCUCAAGGAGAAAGAGGAAGAGCUCAAAGCUUCAAAGAAGGGAAAGCAGAUCAUGGAGGAGCAACUACAAGAACAGAGGAAGAUGGUGAAGCCUUGCACUCCUUCCCUUUCAUAUCCUCAAAGGUUCAACAAGGAGCUCAGAGAUCAACAGUUCCUAAAGUUCUUAGAAGUAUUUAAGAAGUUGGAAAUUAAUAUUCCAGUUGCAGAGGAAUUAGAGCAAAUGCCCUUAUAUGCAAAAUUCUUGAAAAAACUCAUCAACAAGAAGAGAAGCUGGCAUGAGAAGGAAACCAUCCUCUUGACACAAGAAUGCAGUGCAUUGAUUCAAGAAGGCCUCCCACCAAAGCUCAAAGACCCUGGGAGUUUUUUCUUGCCUUGUACCAUCAGUCACAUAUCCAUUGAUAAGGCACUGUGUGAUUUGGGAUCCAGUAUCAACCUGAUGCCUUUAUCUAUGAUGAGAAGGCUAUUUAUAGAAGAAGUCAAGCCUACACAGAUGUCAUUAGAGCUAGUGGAUAGAUCACUGGUAAUUCCCAAGGGUGUGGAUGAAAAUCUCUUGGUCAUUGUAGGAAAAUUCAUAUUUCAGCAGAUUUUGUAA